This is a messenger RNA of Stegodyphus dumicola, 2823 nucleotides long. RefSeq lists its product as uncharacterized. Gene Ontology annotation, biological process: positive regulation of transcription by RNA polymerase II; axon development; sensory organ development. Gene Ontology annotation, molecular function: E-box binding; DNA-binding transcription factor activity, RNA polymerase II-specific; protein dimerization activity. Lineage: Eukaryota; Metazoa; Arthropoda; Arachnida; Araneae; Eresidae. The record is from RefSeq and is a predicted model, not a curated record. Gene Ontology annotation, cellular component: nucleus.
CGGGGCCUGUUCGGGGUUGGCCGGUUUCUAGGGUGUAACCAUCUUAACAGCGCUCGCUGAAGGGAAAGAGCAGUUCUGGCUCAGUCUGAGACUGAACUGGAAUGCCAGGAGACUCCGAAUGAACCACAGAGAUUUUUUACAAAGUGGUUUUCGAAAUCGCUUUGUCAGAGGGACUUGGAUUACUUGUGGUUGGAUCCCAGGGUCGUUAGAGACUCGUCCUGAAGGGUAGAUAAAACUAAUUUAAACAAACUCAGCUAAAAUUGAAGUUUGACGCAAUCUCCAUUUUCAAUGGAAAAUUUCCGUUCAGUUAAAAUUCCUGUUUAAAAAUUCAUCAAAAGCUUCUGAAUGCCAAAGUUACAGGUGAUUCUCUACGAUUGAUCAGAUGUCUGGUCACACAAUCAUCGUUGCGGUGCAUGUACGCAAGAAAUUAUUUAGUUUUUGAUGCGGAUUAGUACCUCAGAUUCAAAUCUUUUUGUUUCUCUCAACGCAUAUUGAGAACCUUGUUCACACUCGUGACUUGAAAGCACAUUUCGAGCUCUAAGUACGUAUAUCAACAAUGGCUGUAAGCACAACAUUUACCAUGGAAGACAAUGUCCUACAUACACCAAAGUUUGUCGAAACUAGCUUCGAUUUCAGUUCCAUAUUUACAUCCAAAGAUCAUCAUAUUGGACUGGACGACGGUGGAGAGUCAUUAGAAAUUCCUCAAUGUUCCCCGAUGCCAUCGUUAAGUCAGAAAACUCCAGACAUUGAACCAGCAGAAUCAUGUUCUUCUAUGGACGAUUCAGUUGUACCAGAGAACUUAGAAAGCAUACCUGUACGAUUGCCUAACUAUAAUUUACGGCAGAGAUCCAUUAAAAACAGAAUCGAAACAGAAAUCCGGCGCAAAGUCGCGAAGAAAACACCAAAACCGAAACAGAAACCAGCUCCUCUCAGCAAAUAUAGGAGGAGGACGGCCAAUGCUCGUGAACGCACUCGAAUGCAAGAAAUCAAUGAGGCUUUCGAACACCUACGUAAAGUUGUACCCCAGUUUCCCACCAAAAAAGGUCCAGACAACACCAAACUCACCAAGAUUACCACCUUGAGGCUCGCCGUGAACUACAUAGCAGCUCUCACUCAAAUUCUGAAACAGGCUGACGCUGCCGGCGGCGGAAAUCCUCCUAAUGACAGGGUACACGAUGGGAUGGUGUCCCAACACUCUGUCAUGGAUACUAUAGAUCCUAUGGACCUCCUGGGGGCAGGGUUGGGCUCCGUAGACGACUGCGCCGGACUCCUUGACGACUCAUUCGAUCUCAUUCUGGAAUCGGAUGGUGACAGCCUUCCCUUGAGUGACGAUAUAACCAUGUAAUCAAAAGAUCUAUUAUUACACGUAGUGCAUUGGAAUUAUGUGCUACGAACAUCUUUUAAGUGUCCUUAAAUUGUGAGUGCCAUUUGUUAUAUUCAAUCUAUGAGUUACUGUUUCAGCAUCAUAGCCUUUCCUUUUGAUGAAUUAUCUCUCACCUUACUGAAUAAGUAUUUUUGGGUGUGUAAAUACUUUUAAUCUGGCACUCCCUAAGUGAAAGAAAAUAGCCGACUCUGAAGCACUAAGACAAUAUAUCGCUGAAGAACUAACUUUAAACGUGUUUAUUAAUGCCUUUUUUAAUAUCCAUAAAAUUUUGUACAAAUAUUCAAAUGAUAUAUAAGUCAUAAACUGCAAGUGCCUUUACUAAGCCUGUAACAUACCUGCAUAUGCACGACAAACAAAUGCAUGCCUGCAUCAUGUAUUAUUCAGUCUGAAGCAUCUACAAUAUUUAUAUUCGGUUUGUAAAUGUAAAGGCUAUUUAAACUGAUGCCAAUAGAUCAUCACUGAAAGCAAUGGAGCCUCUAUUUUAUUAUUUUUUUAUGACUGAGGGGCAUUACGAGAAAAAAAAUCUAUGCAAUUUUAUGAAUCGAAAAUAUAAAUUCUAUGUUCCGGUGAAUAUAUUAUUUUUACUUUAAUCUGAAGAGUCAUGUUUGAAUUGAAUUUAUGUAUCGUUAUAUUUUCUUACUUACGAAAAGUUAUAAUGAUGUUUCUCUGAUGUAAAAAAAACUCUUUUUCGUUUAAUAUGAUUUCUAUCUUGCAUGUUCCAUUUAUUUAACGAAAAGUGUAUAUUUUCUUCCUUUAAUGAAGAAAACAAAUUAAAGCAAGAAAAUAGAAUAGGAAAUGAUGAUGAAAAUAAAUUUAUGUAUUUUGAACAGCGGAAAGACCAUGAAAUAUAUAAAUAUAUAUUUGUUGAUGUUUAUUAAGUUCCUUUUUAAUUCAUUCAAGCAUACAGUAUAGAAAUUUUGUUUAUAUUAGAUAGUAAAUUAAUUAUUUAAUUUGGUUUAUUGCAUAUAUAAAAUGUGAAUAAAAUUUACGAGUUAAAAUACUGCAUUAUUUAUAUUCGAAAGCUUUUAAAUGAUAAUUUUGCUUUUCCUUAUAAUGAAGCGUGUUCCAAAUUUUUACAAAUUUUAGCAAUGUUUUAAUGAGUAUUAAAUUUUUCUUCAUAUAAAAAAUUUAUUUCUAUACAAACAUUUUAUUUUAUUAACAUAAAUACCUAUCUUGGCUUAAAAAUUAUUUCAUAAAAUUGUUACAAGGAAAUCAAAAUUUUGCAAUUAAAAUUUAUAUACUCCGAGUUGUAUGAAAUGUUUAUAAAUGUACAAUCUUUCUUUUUUAUGUUUUGUGAUGUUUGUUAUAAUGUCUAUUAAUUGUUAUGGAGUUGAAAUCAAUGUAGAUAAAAUAAAUUUCAGUGUCGCUGGUCGAAUGCUGAUGUUUGUUUGCUUCCAUUUGAAUAAAUAAAUAAAGAUAAAGGUUGGAUACGGGAAACA